AUCAUAAUACAAAUCUUUGAUCCAUCGGGCAGAAACCCUAGAUCGCAUCCCAUCCCAUCAGAGCCAUUGGAUCAGAUCGAAUCUCUUCUUGAAUUGGAAUCUUAGAUGGUGACGAUGGUUGAGGUCGAGUCGCAUUUGUAUUCAUCCAGAGCAGGAGGAAGUUUCAGCAUUCUCUUAAACUUGUUGUAGCAAACUCGAAAUUUGUACUGGAUCUUAGAAUCGAAAAUACUUUUUCAAUCUCUCUUUAACUGAUGUGUGAUUUGAUCGCUCGUACGGGUCGGCUCCAGCAACGGUACGAGAAUGGCUGCCGUCUCGUUGCCGGGUGCAUUCCAUUUAGAUAUAGAAACUCGGAAGAAGUCGGUGAUGAUUCUGACUGUGGGAAAGUGGUUCAAGUGUUGAUGAUCAGUUCUUCUGGUGGACCUGGACUUCUGUUUCCAAAGGGAGGGUGGGAGAAUGAUGAGACUGUCAGGGAGGCUGCAGCUAGAGAAGCUGUCGAAGAAGCUGGAGUUCGCGGGAUUUUACUGGAUUUGUUGGGAGAAUACGAGUUCAAAAGCAAGACUCACCAAGACGAGUUUUGCCCUGAAGGAUUGUGUAAAGCGUCAAUGUACGCUCUGUAUGUGAAGGAAGAGCUGGACUCAUGGCCGGAACAGGAGAUGAGGAGUCGGACAUGGCUCACAAUUCCUGAAGCAGUAGAGAAUUGUCGUCAUGCAUGGAUGAAAUGUGCCUUGGAGGAAGGCUUCUGUAAAUGGCACCAGGACAAAGGACAUGAACUUAUCCAAUAAAGCCACACUUCUCUUUUCUUUUUA
Molecule: messenger RNA, 806 nt
Organism: Brassica oleracea var. oleracea
Lineage: Eukaryota; Viridiplantae; Streptophyta; Magnoliopsida; Brassicales; Brassicaceae
Product: nudix hydrolase 16, mitochondrial-like
Exons: 4
Coding region: 252-782 (176 amino acids)
Cellular component (GO): cytoplasm; nucleus
Molecular function (GO): pyrophosphatase activity
Source: RefSeq, a predicted model, not a curated record